This is a messenger RNA of Lactuca virosa, 345 nucleotides long. NCBI's taxonomy places the organism in Eukaryota, Viridiplantae, Streptophyta, Magnoliopsida, Asterales, Asteraceae. The record is from the annotation of a GenBank genome assembly.
AUGGGGACCAACAUCGGCAAAUUCACAAAAAGCGGCAAGUUCCAUCUCACGAUUCAGGCCUUGAAUCUGUUGGCUGCUAAUGCGAAGCAUAAAGUGUGGCUAAAACCCACUUCGGAGAUGUCGUUCUUGUACGGGAACGAUGUCGUGAAAGGUGGGUUAGGCAGGAUUACUGAUAACAUCAAUGCGUAUGACGGGGUGGUAGUGUUUUCUAUGUCGGAUUUGCCUUUGGGAUUUGGGAUUGCUGCGAAAUCGACUCAGGAUUGUAGGAAGAUGGACCCUAAUGGGCUUGUGGUUAUUCGUCAGGCUGAUACUGGGGAGUAUUUGAGGAAUCAAGACGACCUUUGA